AGUUGAGUCUUAGACAUUAUAAUGUCUGUGGCAUUGAGCAAAUAUUUUGUAAACAUAACCUCAAAAAAGAAAGAGAUUUCGGGCGAAACAAAUUCAUAUUAUAUUGCAGAGCCUGAAAAUAAAAUAUAUUAGAAGAUGGCGGAAAUGGAUCUCUUCACAACAAGCACAGCUUUCUGUGCACGAUGUGGAUCAAUAUUGCCACUUCUACAGGAGUUUGGCUCUGUAAAAUGUUACUCUUGUAAAGCCAUCUAUGAAGCAGACAAUUUCAGCAAUUUAAAAUUUAAGUACACAAUCAAUUUCAAUACCAUAUCGGUUGUGAGUCAGAAAGAUUCUGUAGAUACAGAUGAUGCGGAAGGCCCCGUGGUCGAAAGGAAAUGUCCCAAAUGUGGCAACGACAGAAUGUCAUAUGCAACGCUACAGCUACGUUCCGCUGAUGAAGGGCAGACCGUGUUUUAUACAUGUAUAUCUUGCAAGUACAAGGAGACUGAAAACUCAUGAAGAAAAUAUCGUAUGUCAUUUUGUUUAUUAUAAUUCUGUGAUUUUAUUACCUAAUGCAAAUAUAUAUUCUACUAAUUAUUUAAA
This is a messenger RNA of Amyelois transitella, 582 nucleotides long. It is a transcript of the gene RpI12, whose product is annotated as DNA-directed RNA polymerase I subunit RPA12. Gene Ontology annotation, molecular function: DNA-directed RNA polymerase activity; zinc ion binding; nucleic acid binding. NCBI's taxonomy places the organism in Eukaryota, Metazoa, Arthropoda, Insecta, Lepidoptera, Pyralidae. The transcript is spliced from 4 exons. Gene Ontology annotation, biological process: DNA-templated transcription; termination of RNA polymerase I transcription. Gene Ontology annotation, cellular component: RNA polymerase I complex. The record is from RefSeq and is a predicted model, not a curated record. Bases 136 to 498 code for a protein of 120 amino acids.